This is a messenger RNA of Paramecium octaurelia, 1398 nucleotides long. NCBI's taxonomy places the organism in Eukaryota, Ciliophora, Oligohymenophorea, Peniculida, Parameciidae. The record is from the annotation of a GenBank genome assembly.
CUAGUUUGAAAUAUUAUGGGAUUGGAUGUCGAACAUGUACAAAUUAACUGAUCCAUUUUUAAUAUUUGCCUCCAAAACUGAUGGACAUUCAUUAAAAUAAUUGUAUACUAAAUGCCAAGAUUUAAGUGACUACCCAGUACUCUUGGUGAUGUAAACAAAUUAAAAUAUUGUACUGAUUUGUAUUAUUAUAAUAGAUAUUUGGUGCAUUUUGUGAUAAAAUGUUGGCUGUGAAGAAUAAAUAUGUAGGCACUGGUGAAACUUUUCUAUUUACUUUGUCACCUGAAGAGAGAAAGUAUAAUCCAACAUCAGGUAAUAAAGAUUUUAUGAUGUGUGCCCCAGAUUAUUUAGCAUUUGGAAGUGGAAAGUAGUAGAUUAUUUAAUACUUAGAAACGGACCAGCAUUUUAAAUUGAUUCAGAGUUGAAUAGAGGGUUUACUUAUCAGAGUGAUACUUUUGAUAAUCCAUUGUUCACAGACUAGAAAACUUAAAAUAGAUUCAAAUGUUUAUGCAUUGAAGUUUAUUAUCUAAAAUGAUAUUAUAUAUAUUAUAAAUGAAAUAUAUAGUGUUAAUAUUUUUACUUUAGCUUUUCUCAUUAAGUUUAUCAGAAGUUGUUGUAACACCUAAAAUUGAAUGCAGAGCCUCGGAGUGUGAAGGUGAUAACUUCUGUUUUUAAGGGUAUUGUACAUCUUGUGAAAUUACUAGAGCAUAAUGUAUUUGACUCUAAUUAAUCAUUACAAGGGAAUCAAGGAAAACCAUAAUGGGGAACCAAAGUGGGUUAGGCUAUUAAAGUGCCUGCAUAUUCUAAUUUUGGAGAUCCAAAUGUUUUAGACACGAAGAAAGAUGAAUUUUUAGAAGACUCAAAAACUAUUUUUGGAGAAGAAGUGUAUGUUGGAUAAAAGUAAGAUAUUGUUUUUAUUUGAGAUAUUAAUGCGUUCAAUUUGCCAGACGAUUUUGGAUCGUACAUUAUAAUUCAACCUUUGGGUCUGUUAAUUAUGCUGAAUAAAUAUUUCACCUUUAACAAGCAUACAAUUUUAAUACUAAGCAAACCUUACAAUUAAGGAAAUUCUAAAAUGGAGGUAUCCAUCCUCCAGAAUAUGGUGACUUAUUGAUUUGGAAAAAAGAUGAAGAGAAAUUUCCUCAUGGACAUGUUGCAGUUGUAAUUUCUGUUGAAAUGGAUUCCAGUUACCCUCAUGUGAUGAUAGCAGAAUAAAAUUAUGAUUAAUCAUGGGAUACAAGAAGCUUUUCAAGAGCAUUAAAACUUAUUAAAGGAGAGAAUAAUGAAAUUAUAAUUUCCAAUAAUAGAUAGAUAUUCCCAACAAAAGAGGAUUUGAAAUGUAGAGAUAAUUAAUUUACAUCUCAAGGUGUUAUUUUAGGUUGGGUUCGUUUGAAUAUUUAAUGA